Molecule: messenger RNA, 4074 nt
Organism: Rhineura floridana
Lineage: Eukaryota; Metazoa; Chordata; Lepidosauria; Squamata; Rhineuridae
Gene: ACTN2
Product: actinin alpha 2
Exons: 21
Coding region: 266-2953 (895 amino acids)
Biological process (GO): muscle cell development; actin cytoskeleton organization
Cellular component (GO): cortical actin cytoskeleton; plasma membrane; cell projection
Molecular function (GO): calcium ion binding; actin filament binding
Source: RefSeq, a predicted model, not a curated record
AGCCGAAGCAGCCGCCCGCCGGAGCCAGAAUUCCUUUCGGGGAAUCACAGCAGCAGUCCAGGAGCAGAUAGGUAGAAGGCGAGCUCUUACCCGCAACCUGACAGCUUUUCUCUCUCCCAUCAGCAAGACCUUCCUGCCCCAAACAAAAUAACAAAAUAAAACAGAAUUUCUUGCCUGCUUGCAAGACAAAAGUUUUUUUUAGAGCUCCUUGUUAAGAACCGAGACAUCUCUGCAGUUCUGAAAAGUAAUCUGACUCUUAAGCAACAUGACAACCCAAAUAGACACUAACAUGCAUUACAACUAUGAGUAUGAAGAGUACGAAUAUAUGAACCAAGAGGAAGAAUGGGACAGGGACCUGCUUCUGGACCCUGCAUGGGAGAAACAGCAGCGAAAGACAUUUACAGCCUGGUGCAAUUCCCACUUACGGAAAGCAGGCACGCAGAUUGAGAACAUUGAAGAGGAUUUCAGGAACGGCCUUAAACUGAUGUUGCUCUUGGAAGUCAUUUCAGGGGAAAGACUUCCAAAACCAGACAGAGGAAAAAUGCGUUUCCAUAAAAUUGCAAAUGUCAACAAAGCUCUGGAUUUUAUAGCUAGCAAAGGUGUCAAACUUGUCUCAAUUGGAGCAGAAGAAAUUGUUGAUGGGAAUGUGAAAAUGACCCUGGGCAUGAUUUGGACUAUUAUCCUUCGUUUUGCGAUUCAAGAUAUUUCAGUAGAAGAGACAUCUGCCAAAGAAGGACUGCUGCUAUGGUGUCAGAGAAAAACAGCACCUUACAGAAAUGUGAACAUUCAAAACUUCCAUCUUAGCUGGAAAGACGGUCUUGCCCUCUGUGCGCUUAUCCAUAGACAUCGACCUGAUCUUAUUGACUACUCCAAGCUAUCUAAGGAUGACCCACUGGGGAAUAUAAACCUUGCGAUGGAAAUUGCUGAAAAGCAUUUGGAUAUCCCAAAGAUGUUGGAUGCAGAAGAUAUUGUGAACACCCCCAAGCCUGAUGAGAGAGCUAUCAUGACUUAUGUUUCCUGCUUCUACCAUGCUUUUGCUGGAGCAGAGCAGGCGGAAACAGCAGCUAAUCGGAUUUGUAAGGUACUUGCUGUGAAUCAAGAAAAUGAAAAGUUGAUGGAAGAAUAUGAAAAGCUAGCAAGUGAGCUUUUAGAAUGGAUUCGCCGUACUACUCCUUGGUUGGAAAACAGGACCCCAGAGAUCACUAUGGCGGCUAUGCAGAAGAAGUUAGAGGACUUCAGAGAUUAUCGCCGUAAGCACAAGCCUCCCAAGGUCCAAGAAAAAUGUCAACUGGAGAUCAAUUUCAACACAUUGCAGACAAAACUGAGGAUCAGCAAUAGGCCAGCUUUUAUGCCAUCAGAGGGAAAGAUGGUUUCAGAUAUCGCUAGUGCUUGGCAAAGACUUGAACAAGCAGAGAAAGGUUAUGAGGAAUGGUUGCUGAAUGAAAUUCGAAGGCUUGAACGACUGGAACAUCUGGCUGCCAAAUUUAGGCAAAAGGCUUCUUCACAUGAAACCUGGUCAUAUGGCAAAGAGCAGAUUCUGCAGCAAAAGGAUUAUGAAGCUGCUACUCUGUCAGAGAUCCGUGCUUUGUUGAGGAAACAUGAGGCUUUUGAGAGUGACUUGGCUGCUCACCAGGACAGAGUGGAACAGAUCGCUGCCAUUGCCCAAGAGCUGAAUGAACUGGACUACCAUGAUGCUGCAAGUGUCAAUGAUCGGUGUCAGAAGAUAUGCGAUCAGUGGGACAGGCUGGGAACACUCACUCAGAAAAGGAGAGAAGCAUUGGAGAGGACAGAGAAACUGUUGGAAACAAUUGAUCAACUUCACCUGGAGUUUGCCAAGAGAGCUGCUCCAUUCAACAACUGGAUGGAAGGUGCAAUGGAAGACUUGCAAGACAUGUUUAUUGUUCAUAGUAUAGAGGAGAUCCAGAGUUUAAUCACUGCCCAUGAACAAUUUAAGGCUACUUUACCUGAAGCAGAUGGCGAACGGCAAGCUAUCCUAUCAAUCCAUAAUGAAGUGGAGAAAGUGAUUCAGAGUUACAGCCUCAGGAUAAGUUCCAACAAUCCUUACACCACAAUCACUGUAGACGAGAUACGUAUCAAAUGGGAUAAGGUAAAGCACCUUGUGCCUAUCAGGGAUCAAUCACUGCAGGAGGAGCUGGCCCGUCAGAAUGCAAAUGAACGCCUGCGCCGUCAGUUUGCUGCUCAGGCCAACGUCAUUGGACCCUGGAUCCAAACCAAGAUGGAGGAAAUUGCCCGAAGCUCUGUUGACAUAGCAGGGCCACUAGAGGACCAGAUGAAUCAAUUAAAGCAGUAUGAGCACAAUAUCAUCAAUUACAAACAUAAUAUUGACAAACUAGAAGGAGACCAUCAAUUGAUACAAGAAGCCCUGGUGUUUGAUAAUAAGCAUACCAAUUAUACAAUGGAGCACAUCCGUGUAGGAUGGGAGUUACUACUGACUACCAUUGCCCGAACUAUCAAUGAAAUUGAGAAUCAGAUUCUUACAAGAGAUGCCAAAGGAAUCACCCAGCAACAAAUGAAUGAAUUCAGAGCAUCAUUUAAUCACUUUGACAGGAAGAAGAAUGGGCUUAUGGACCAUGAUGACUUCAGAGCCUGCUUAAUUUCAAUGGGUUAUGAUCUGGGUGAAGCUGAAUUUGCUCGAAUCAUGUCCUUAGUUGAUCCCAAUGGCCAGGGGACAGUUUCCUUCCAAUCUUUUAUUGACUUUAUGACCAGAGAGACUGCAGAUACAGACACUGCUGAACAAGUUAUCGCUUCUUUCAGAAUCCUUGCUUCAGAGAAGCCUUAUAUUGUUGCUGAAGAGUUGCUUCAAGAACUGCCAUCUGAGCAAGCUCAGUAUUGCAUCAAAAGAAUGCCAGCCUACAAGGGUCCAGGUGCUAUUCCUGGAGCACUGGAUUAUACCUCAUUUUCAUCAGCACUGUAUGGCGAAAGUGACCUGUAACUAGCUGUGGUCACUGUAGGCAUUUUAAGUUAAUAUAUAUAUUUCUGUUUCAGUUUGCUCUUUGAAAAAUUUGGCUGACUUCAAAAUAAGUUUCUCAAGUUCAGCAGGUGCAUUCACUCAGUAACUAUAUCAAAUAAAGUGUGCAGCAUUGAUAGUUUUUUUUUACCUAAUUCAUAUUUACUUUGUCAGCCUCAUACAGCUACCGAUUCCAUUUACCCAAUGCCUUACCUGGUUGUAACUUAAAGUAAAAAUAAAUCUGUAGGAAGUAUUUCUCUCAAUGUCAAGUUUGGAAGCCUCAGAAAAUAAAUAUCCAAACCUUUUGGAAUUCAAGCCUGUUAAAACUUCAAUAUUUAUGAAAUGUUUUCCUUCAGAAUGCUUCGCACUUUAUGCGAGUCUUCUGCAGUCUCCCUCCAGGUGUCUACCUUUUUCACUUUCUUGCCAAAGAAAUGCUUUUGUCUGUGGAUAUCAGAUUUGGUAUGCUUCUGCAGGUGGAGUUGCAUAUACAAGAGAAACAAGGAAAUGAAUCAAACUAAACAUAUGAAACUCUUAUUUAUUUUAAUUUUGGUUUGGCUUUUUGUUGGCAUAAAAUCAUGGAGCCUCUGGAGUUUUUUGCCAACAGACCAAUGAUAAAUUAUAACCUUAGCUUUAAAAGCUAUAGAUGAUAUCCAACUAAGCCAUAUUUAGAGCAGAGCCAUUAAAAUCAAUGGGCAAGUUACAUAAGUAUGAUGGCUUCAAUGGCUCUGCUCUGAGUGUGAACAUUAUUGGCCAUCACCCCAUACCUGACUUUUAACUUGGCAGCUGAAAGGGCACACAAUUAACAGGAUAUUAUAAAGCAGCUCUAUAUGUUUGUGUUAAAUGUGGUUGGCUCUCUGCUGUGUUCAUUUUGCUGCAUUUUGUUCUUGAUUAAUGCUGAAUGUUAGUACAGCAAUUGUAUGGCAGGUUAUUGUUAACUAUUCUUCAUCUUAGCAGCCUACAGAACAAUAAACUUUUUUACUUGAAGCAGUUGUGCGGGGGAAAUGCAAUGCACGCAAAUUGAAGUAUUGUCAAAUGGCAGUGAAAACUGUGCAAUCCAGUAUUAUUAAAAUGUGCCUACUAAAUAAAGCCUGCUUUUCAAAUCUUAA